AUGGCUUCUACCGCCACCUUGAAUAGGUUAAAAAAAGGCCUCAGUUUGAAUACCCGAUUUCGUUUAUCGUCUAGAAUCAUGUCGCAGCCGAGACGCGUUCAUACGGAGCAUGACUCCGUGCAGUAUGCUAUCAAGCAAAAUGAGCAUGGUGGCGCUGCUCGUUUGCGUGAUUUGUACUCCAACAAGGGUACAGGAUUUACGAUGGAUGAGCGCAAGAAGUUUGGUUUAAAGGGCCUCCUGCCUCCCACUGUCCAUACGCUUGAAGAACAAUUUAAGCGUAUCAAGCACCAAAUUGAUCUCAAGGAGACGAACUUUGCGAAACACAUUGAGCUUGCCAACGUACGCCAGAGAAAUGAGCGUCUGUUCUACUACUACAUUAUGUCGGACUUGAUGAAGAACAUUCCCCUGGUGUACACUCCUACUGUGGGCGAAGCUUGCCAAAAGUUCUCUAUGAUGUUCCGCCGCCCAGAGGGCCUUACGCUUUCCAUCGAAGACAAGGGCUCGGUAGAAGAAUGUAUCGGGAACUGGCCUCGACCCUCUGAUGCCCCUCGUGUGGCUGUUAUUACUGAUGGUUCGCGCAUUUUAGGACUUGGUGACUUGGGCUGGAAUGGUCUUGGCAUAGCCAUUGGCAAGCUUUCUUUGUAUGUGGCUGGUGCUGGUGUGCACCCUCAGUCGACGAUGCCGAUUGUUGUCGAUGUUGGCACUGACAACGAGGAGUUGCGCAACCACCCUCUGUAUCUUGGUCUGCGUCGUCCGCGACCCAGCACGGAAGAACUUGUGGAAUUCGUUGAUGAGAUCAUGAUGAAGCUGAAUGCCCGGUAUCCCAACCUGAUUAUCCAGUUCGAAGACUGGAGCAGCGAACAUGCGUUCUUGUUUUUGGAACGCUACAAGAACAAGUAUCCUAUGUUCAAUGACGACAUUCAAGGCACGGGUUCUGUAAUUCUUGCUGGUCUCGUCAAUGCUGCACGGAUGGUUUCUAAAAAGACUGGCAAAGACCUUACGGAUCACCGUAUCUUGAUGGCUGGCGCUGGAUCUGCUUCCAUUGGCGUGGCCAAGCAGCUCAUGUCUUUCUUCACAUUGAAUGGAUUGUCUGAGGAAGAGGCGCGUCUCCGCAUCUGGACGACAGACUCCAAGGGUCUUGUGACCAUGAACCGAGGCGAUAAAAUCGCUCCAUAUAAGGAGUACUUUGCGCGCACUGACAAUGGUGAUGUGCAGGUGAAAGACUUCAUGGAUGUGAUUGAUUACGUCAAGCCAACGGUCAUCCUUGGCUUCUGCACUGUGCAUGGUUACUUCAAUGAAGGAGUCUUGCGAAAAAUGGCAGAAAUCAAUGAGCACCCCAUUAUUUUCCCUCUGAGCAACCCAACAAGCAAAUCAGAGUGUACUUUUGAGGAAGCUCUUACACACACUGAUGGUCGUUGCGUGUUUGCGGCAGGUUCACCAUUCCCAGACGUGACAUUCCAGGGCAGGACGCGAGUUGCCGACCAGGGCAACAACUUCUACAUUUUCCCUGCGCUUGGUCUUGCUGGAGCCCUUGUCCAGGCCAAGCAUAUAAACGACAAUGUUAUCACAGAAGCGGCCAUUGCUCUGGCAGACUCUUUGAACAAAGAAGAAAGCGACGCUGACCGUCUGUACCCGAGGUUGGAGCGUGUGCGUGAGAUUUCCAACUAUAUCGCUUUCCGUUGCAUCAAGAUCCUAAUUCGCGAUGGACUGUGCCGCGAUAAUGGCCUGACUGCUUCAAUGAAUGAUGACGAACUCUACAAAUGGAUUGCUGCCCGCAUGUGGCUCCCUGACUAUUCUCACUGA
This is a messenger RNA of Malassezia restricta, 1803 nucleotides long. Its product is annotated as malate dehydrogenase. Gene Ontology annotation, molecular function: malate dehydrogenase (decarboxylating) (NAD+) activity; NAD binding. Lineage: Eukaryota; Fungi; Basidiomycota; Malasseziomycetes; Malasseziales; Malasseziaceae. Gene Ontology annotation, cellular component: mitochondrion. The record is from RefSeq and is a predicted model, not a curated record. The transcript has a single exon. Gene Ontology annotation, biological process: malate metabolic process; pyruvate metabolic process. Bases 1 to 1803 code for a protein of 600 amino acids.